AUGAUCCAGCCUACUCAGGUAUUUCUUGACUUGCUAGUGGGAUACCCUGCAAGCAGCAGCACCACAGGAAAACCUUCUGAAGACGUAGAAAAUGUCGUUGGUCAGUCUGCUUCACCCACGGCUGCCUUGCUUCUCAAGGGCGUCACUGCCAAGGGAGACACGGCACUACACGCGGUUGCGAGCAACGGGGACAGCAAGAACUUCUUAGAGUGUGCUACUAUCAUCUGCAAAAGGGACGAAGACCUCCUGUUUGUGGCAAAUAAAAAGGGUGACACACCCUUGCAUUGUGUCACCAGAGCUGGUUACUUCCAAAUGCUCUCUUGCCUCGUUGAACUUGCUGAAAGUUGCAACAGGUUGCACGAGCUCUUGAGAAAGGAGAAUGUGCAUAAGGAAACAGCCUUGCACGAUGCUGUCCGCGUAGGAAAUGAGGAUAUUGUGGAUCAUCUAUUGAAGGCUGAUCCUGAGUUGGCUAAUCUCUACUUCUAA
Aegilops tauschii subsp. strangulata is the source of this 486-nucleotide messenger RNA. RefSeq lists its product as uncharacterized. The record is from RefSeq and is a predicted model, not a curated record. Gene Ontology annotation, molecular function: protein binding. Lineage: Eukaryota; Viridiplantae; Streptophyta; Magnoliopsida; Poales; Poaceae.